AUGCCGGCCGCCAACAAAGACAAGAAGACGACACCAUCGGAGGUGCAGGACAUUCAGGACCCGCACAAACUCGUCCAGAAUCUGGUCGACAAGAAGAUCAGGAAUCUCGAGAAGAGAAAGACUCGACUGCAAGAGCUCCGGGAGAUGAAAGACAAGGGCCAGGAGUUGGUUCCCGAACAACAAGAGGCCGUCAAGAAGUUGAGUCAAGUGGUGGAGAUGAUUGAUCUGAUGAAAGACCUCAACAAAUCCAUCGCUGAGGUGUUGACUGAGAAUACGAAACAACAGAAGAAAUUAGCGAAGAAAGAGAUGUUAGACAAACAAAUUGAAAGACAACAGCAGGAGUUGGAAAGGCUUAAGACUAUCAUUAGAUUCCAAGACAUUCUCUCGCAGUUUGAGGGACCGGUCAGACAGGACUUCUCAAAGGGUAUCAACGGAGCGAUUAAAUUAUCUGAAGAACAGUUGACUAAUUUGGAUAAACUGUUUGAAGAGAUCACUGCUGUGUCUGACAGUAAACUCGAGACCAUAGCCGAGAAGUUGAUCGCAUUGUCUGAGGGCAAGUCGAAAGAGGCGUGGAGUGGAGUGACAUUUCAUCAGCUGAAGGAACUCAUGUCGAGUAUCGUCGCCUCGAAGUACUUCGAAAAGAAGACGACACUUCCGACGACCACUACAUCCAAGACGAACGCCAAGAACCUGUCGACCAAAGCGGCCGAAAAUUUGACCACUAAUUCAAAGAUGGGUUCCAAUCAGUUCCACUCGAUUCCGAACAGCGAAUACAACCCCAAUAUAUCUCAACUCCAGAACCAAUUCGCUUCGACUGGUAUUAGUUUUAUGACUCGAGACCCGUUAGUAGAGAAAGACCCGGCAGUGCUGGCCAUCGCCGCCGACCCCAACAGCUAUCCCUAUAAUACGUACCGACUCUCGCAGACCGGCGAUCAGAUUAUGAAUAAUAACCCGAUUGCCGACCCAAACAACCCCUCUGUUCAACAAAAAGCAAACUAUGAGAAGUCUCAGAUACCGACCCAAACCUAUACUAACCAACAGUUCGCUUCUGCCCUCAUUCCUACCACUACAGCGACCCCUCAUGUCUUCCCAACAGUUCCCGUCUCUAUGCCAGCGGUGCCCAUGACUGCACUCAUUCAGACCGAUAUGAUCCCAACCAUGACAUCAGACAUCAACUUUGCGGCCAAUCAGCACCAGUAUAUGAAUGCCAAUCACAACGACAAACAUCUGAACACUAGUCACGACAGACACCAAAACUUUAACCCAACGGACGACACCUUCAAGAACAAUAGAGUCCGCGGAAACCGAUCUGAAAAUCCCAAGAAGAAUGUGAACGGAUCCGGGAAUAGAGGCCGCAAUGCGAACAAAGGUGGCGGAUAUGGGGGCCAAAUGGGAACGUUUGGCACGUUUUCCAACAAAUAUGAGAACCAAGUGAAUGGCUCUAACUAUGGAAGCAAUACAUUCGGAGGUGAGAAGAGCUCGAACAACAACUUCGGCGGAAGUGGAGGUCGCGGCCGACCGCAGCAGUCGAGAGGCAUGGGUCGACCGGAGAGAGGACCUGAUAAUCGGCGAACCAAUAACUAUAACGUCAACUCAAAUCCCAAUUUCGGUGCCACAGCUGCUAAAUAAGUGAUGCUUUACUCGAUUUGAUUGAUUGUCUCAUUCGCAGCGGCGCUAAACCUCUUCAUUACUAAAUUUUUUAGGUUAACGACCGGUAAAGCUAUUAAUGAUUAUAUAUAUUUGCCUCGACUUAAAAUAAUUUAUUAUAAAAUAAAAAAUUCUUUGUAAAAAUGAAACAUAAAUUUUAAUGUAUAGUUAAAUCAAACGAAUCCAUACUUUAAUAUUAAUUUCCAAUUUUAGAGCUUU
Molecule: messenger RNA, 1866 nt
Organism: Oppiella nova
Lineage: Eukaryota; Metazoa; Arthropoda; Arachnida; Sarcoptiformes; Oppiidae
Source: the annotation of a GenBank genome assembly